ACACACUACAGCUUUCUACAGGGAGCAGAGAGCACAAAGCUACAGCCACACAAGUGUUUGUGAAGACAUACAGCUAAAGGAAAACUAUGACGAGGGUCAGUCGUCAAACUCUGAUAACAUGUCUGCUGUUAUUCUGUGCAGUAACAAAACAGAUAGUAGCCUCCACAACACCACCUUCAACUUCUGCAAGCCUUACCGAGACAUCAACUGCAGGUGUCACUGAAAACACCAGCACCACUGACAUCAACCAAAGCACCAACACAGCCAUUACUCCCACAAGCACCACCCAAACAUACAGCACCACUGACCUCGCCCAAAGCACCAGCACAGCCAUUACUCCCACAAGCGCCACCCAAACAAACAGCACCACUGACAUCGCCCAAAGCACCAGCGCAGCCAUUACUCCCACGAGCGCCACCCAAACAAACAGCACCACUGACAUCGCCCAAAGCACCAGCACAGCCAUUACUCCCAUGAGCGCCACCCAAACAUACAGCACCACUGACAUCCCCCAAACCACCAACACAACAAUCACCUUAAGCACUUUAAAUGCAAGUAUUCAAACAAUCACAGAAACUACUAACACUCCUGGAUUCACCACCCCUCUAAGAGCCACCACGAAGGGUACCACUCUGGGGCAAGAUGAACACAAGACCAAAGGUCUAAGCUCAGGAAGUAUUGCAGCCAUCGUUUCUUUAUUCAUUGUAUUGGUUCUCGUUGUGUUGGGAGGGCUCUACUACUACAAGAUCGGACGGACAAACUACGGUCGUCUCCUGGACAGCCAAGAUUACGGCAUGACAGGAAACUUCAACAACCCAAUGUAUGACCCCUAUGAUGCUUGACCUCUGAUCCCAGAGAAAUCCAAAGUCCUGCAGGCAGAGCCAGUCUGAUCAGAAUGUGCUAACAGUAUGUGAAUGAUGACUUCACGAUGGUCAGAUUUUUCAAGUGUUAGCUAGACAUCGAGCCAGUGUCACGCCACUGCUCGAAUGCACUGAAUUUCUCGAACUGCUAUUGUAUUUCCAAUGUGACAAAAAAGUAUUUAUUUCAAAUAAUAGCAGCUACUAGCAUUUACUCAGGUACCUUUUCAAAGAGCUUUAGCUUCAUGAACUCUCAUGUCUGAUCACAUUUCUAAGAGUGGAAAGUCACAGGUUAUCUAGUGUGUUUGUACAGGUGUUAUGACUUUUCUCAGUGAAGAUCAGCUCCAGUGUAACAUUACAAAGAGACACUGAAAAAACACGGACGGUAGCAAAUAAUAAAGAGCCAGCAGAGAAAACUUUCCAAUGUGCCAAUGAAGUGAUGAGAAACGUUUUUGAUCAUUAUACAAUUUUCAUAAUAAUUUUGAUUUAUAGAAAAGUGAGAUAUAUCGCAAAUCUAAGAUGGAGACACGUUUUAACAACUCCAGGUGUCCAUGUUGAGUGAUGUAAUAGAGACAUUUAGAUAAAAUGUUUUAGCUUUAUUAGUUUUUCUUAUUGUGUGUGUAAAAGUGUCAAACUGAAUGAUGUAAAGGAAGAGAGUGACCAGCCUUUGAAAGGAGGGUACAAGGUUUAAUUCUUUAAUUGUAUUCAAAAAGCUAAAAGAUGUAUUUUUGUAUUAAACAUCUUGUGUGCCCUCAGUAAAACACAUAAUAAGGUGUUACCUCUCUCUCAAACCUGAUCAGCUGUAUCUGCCAUUUUUGAGUGACAUUUUAAUUACUAGAUUCUGUGUUGAGAUGUGGUUUGUUUUCAUAUUUCUGGGAUAUUUCUGUCGUCAGCCAGGCUGCUGUUUUGACUGUUUGUAUAUUUUAAUGAGCUCGAUAGAUGUGUGUUUGUGAAUAAAUUGGUGAAUAAAGGUGAUUAAAGUCACUGUUAUCGCCAUUGUGGCAACAGCAA
Messenger RNA from Neolamprologus brichardi, 1868 nucleotides. The record is from RefSeq and is a predicted model, not a curated record. Lineage: Eukaryota; Metazoa; Chordata; Actinopteri; Cichliformes; Cichlidae.